Falco peregrinus (peregrine falcon) is the source of this 752-nucleotide messenger RNA. RefSeq names its product myosin light polypeptide 6-like. The record is from RefSeq and is a predicted model, not a curated record. Lineage: Eukaryota; Metazoa; Chordata; Aves; Falconiformes; Falconidae. Gene Ontology annotation, cellular component: myosin II complex. Gene Ontology annotation, molecular function: calcium ion binding; structural constituent of muscle.
AAUGAGCGCGCGGUGACGCGCCAGCCCGGGGCCAAUGGGCGGCCGGUGACGCCGGGCGGUACAAAGCGCCGCCCGGGGCCCAGAGCGCGGAGCACGGACGGGAGCGGCCGCCGCCAUGUGCGACUUCUCGGAGGAGCAGACCGCGGAGUUCAAGGAGGCGUUCCAGCUCUUCGACCGCACCGGCGACGGGAAGAUCCUGUACAGCCAGUGCGGGGACGUGAUGCGGGCGCUGGGGCAGAACCCCACCAACGCCGAGGUCAUGAAGGUGCUGGGCAACCCCAAGAGCGAUGAGAUGAACCUGAAGACGCUGAGCUUCGAGCAGUUCCUGCCCAUGAUGCAGACCAUCGCCAAGAACAAGGACCAGGGCUGCUUCGAGGACUACGUGGAGGGGCUGCGGGUCUUCGACAAGGAGGGCAACGGCACCGUCAUGGGGGCCGAGAUCCGCCACGUCCUCGUCACCCUCGGCGAGAUGAUGACGGAGGAGGAGGUGGAGCAGCUGGUGGCCGGGCAUGAGGACAGCAACGGCUGCAUCAACUACGAAGAGCUGGUCCGGAUGGUGCUGAGCGGCUGAAGACCCCUCAUGUCACCGUGCCCGCCCCCCCCCCACCACUGGGGGUUUUGUGCCUUUUCCCUCAUUUUCCUGCCACCAAGCACCCCCUCCCCCAACCCCAGCGCCCCCCCCCCCCCCCCGCCCCCAGCCCCACCGGCUAAAUUAUUGCUCCACAGCAUCAAAUAAAGAGUUGGAAAGGUGA